AAUUAUAUUGUUGAAUCUAAGGCGAAAAUACAAAAGAAAAUGGCUACUACAUUGGUGUCAUCAAAUUCUUGGACAAGAACCUUUUUCCCGAAAAACAAAACCAAGAUACUCAUACACCGUUACAAUUCCAAUUCCAGUUCCAAUUCCAAUUCGCCACUCUCAACAACAACAACAUUCAUGAACCACGACGCUGUUGUCUCCUUACAAGAAUGGCAAGGGUGGGGCACCACUUCACCUGUCCCAGCUAUGGUCACCCAAAUCGCUGAAGAUUUGAAGCUUCUUGAGAAAGAUUUCGAUUCUCAGAUGAAAUUUGGCCGCGCCGGUGGAAAGUUACAAGGGAAUUUUGGACAGCAGGAAGAUAAGAAGCACCGUGCAACUUAUAAGGCUUUAGCUGAUUCUGAAGAGAAGCUGAAAUUUUAUUCGGCUAGACAAAUAGCUUGUCGUGUACUUGGUAGCAAGGGCUAUCUUUGUCAGAAGUGCUGGCUUGCUAUGGAAGAUUGUAUGUGUUCGCAAAUUACAUCCUCUUUGCUCUUUCCUGGAAUAAAGUUUUGGUUGUAUAUGCAUCCCAAGGACUUUUUACGACAGAACAACACUGGAAAGAUUUUGUGGCAAGUUUUUGGGGUUGAUUGUGCAACUUUGUGCCUUUAUGGCAUUCCUGAACAUGAACAAAUCAUGUGGAAUUCCUUUAAACUGGCAGGAAGAAGUAAUGUGUGGUGCCUUUAUCCCAACAAGAAUGCCGUUUUGGAAUCAGUUGAAAAUGCAUUUGGUCAGGAACCAGUUGCAAAUAAUGAAGUAUCAUCAGAAAAGCAGUUAAAAGAAGAUACAACUCAGCAUUUUAUUUUGAUUGAUGGGACAUGGAGCAAUUCAGCGGCAAUGUUUAGGCGCCUUCAGGAUCAAGCAAAGUCAAUUUGGGGAGAUGAGGACCUUUCAUGUAUAUCACUAAAUCCUGGUACUUCUGCCAUGCAUAAACUCAGGCCCCAACCAUCUUGGGAUCGUACAUGUACAGCAGCCGCUGCUGCUGGCCUGCUCUUGGAGCUCCACCUACUUCCGAGGUUUAGCUCAGCUGAAUUGGAUAAACAGGCAGAAACAGUUGAACAUGCUUUAACAGUCCUAUUAGAAGCUCUCACAAAGAGACGUCUUCGAAUGGGAAGGUCCAUAACACGAAAAGUAAGGCCAAAUAACAUCUGUUAGAGAUCUAACCAAGUUUUUUCUGACAACUUAGUCAGCCUCUUGCAAUUUUUGAAAUGGGGUAAUUAUCAACCCUAAUGAGAAAUAGUGCACUAGAGUUAUGCAGACAAGAAUUUUCCUCCAUGUUAAUUUUUUACAGAGGCUUCAAGUUUCAAAGUUUAGUUGAAACAACGACUCACACAUUCUUCCUUUCAUUUACAACAUGAUUGAUGCUAUAUCCUCCAACACAAUCUUCCUAAUAACCACUUAGUACUAUAUGAAGUGACUAGUACUAAAUGAAAAAGGAAAUGCAUUUAAUAUGUUGGUAGCUUGGGUAGGAGGAUAUUUGAGAACAAUGUAUAUUUUUUCUUGCAAAUUUUGGAUAGUAAGUACACUUAUAAUGUAAUUCGGUACUUCAUGGAAUUUUGGAGUACAUCAGGCAUGGGGAAAAAACGAUUUUAAGAUUCUAUUUAUUGUGAUUUUUUUUUCUAUGACCACUGCUA
This is a messenger RNA of Medicago truncatula (barrel medic), 1670 nucleotides long. RefSeq lists its product as uncharacterized. Lineage: Eukaryota; Viridiplantae; Streptophyta; Magnoliopsida; Fabales; Fabaceae. The record is from RefSeq and is a predicted model, not a curated record. Bases 40 to 1191 code for a protein of 383 amino acids. The transcript is spliced from 8 exons.